AGCAAAGAGAUAUGAAAGUAUGAAUUUUUCACAGCUCUUCUUUUGAUUUUCUGUUUUUAACAGUUAAGGGGAGUUUGGUUUGGCUGAAGCACGUGGGACACUUCUUUUUUUUGAGUGUAUGAAAAUACUUUUACUUCCUCUCGAGUUUUCUAAAUUUGCUUUUUACUGUUUCAUUUCCUCCAUCUUUUUGCUUAGUUUCCUUGUUUAAUUUUUUCGAUUCCCUACCGUAUUAUUGUGGUGAGAAUUAACUCUUAUUUUCAGGGUUAAUCGCUGCCCCUGAAGCCCAGACAAACCUACUUUUCUGUUAUUUGCAGGAAAAUUAAAGAAAUAAUGCUGAGAGGAAGGUAGACGUGUGGUAAUGGCGGCUGAUGUUUCAAGGAACAAUUUACAAGCACAUGAUAAUUUCUUAGCUGAGAAAACAGAAGUCCUCAGUGAAGAUCUAUUACAGAUUGAGAGACGCCUGGACACGGUGCGGUCAAUAUGCCACCAUUCCCAUAAGCGCUUGGUGGCAUGUUUCCAGGGCCAGCAUGGCACCGAUGCUGAGAGGAGACAUAAAAAACUGCCUCUGACAGCUCUCGCUCAAAAUAUGCAAGAAGCAUCGACUCAGCUAGAAGACUCUCUCCUGGGGAAGAUGCUGGAGACGUGUGGAGAUGCUGAGAAUCAGCUGGCUCUCGAGCUCUCCCAGCACGAAGUCUUUGUUGAGAAGGAGAUCGUGGACCCUCUGUAUGGCAUAGCCGAGGUGGAGAUUCCCAACAUCCAGAAACAGAGGAAGCAGCUUGCAAGAUUGGUGUUAGACUGGGAUUCAGUCAGAGCCAGGUGGAACCAAGCUCACAAAUCCUCAGGAACCAACUUUCAGGGGCUUCCAUCAAAAAUAGAUACUCUAAAGGAAGAGAUGGAUGAAGCUGGAAAUAAAGUAGAACAAUGCAAGGAUCAACUUGCAGCAGACAUGUACAACUUUAUGGCCAAAGAAGGGGAGUACGGCAAAUUCUUUGUUACGUUAUUAGAAGCCCAAGCAGAUUACCAUAGAAAAGCAUUAGCAGUCUUAGAAAAGACCCUCCCCGAAAUGCGAGCCCAUCAAGAUAAGUGGGCGGAAAAACCAGCCUUUGGGACUCCCCUAGAAGAACACCUGAAGAGGAGCGGGCGCGAAAUUGCGCUGCCCAUUGAAGCCUGUGUCAUGCUGCUUCUGGAGACAGGCAUGAAGGAGGAGGGCCUUUUCCGAAUUGGGGCUGGGGCCUCCAAGUUAAAGAAGCUGAAAGCUGCUUUGGACUGUUCUACUUCUCACCUGGAUGAGUUCUAUUCAGACCCCCAUGCUGUAGCAGGUGCUUUAAAAUCCUAUUUACGGGAAUUGCCUGAACCUUUGAUGACUUUUAAUCUGUAUGAAGAAUGGACACAAGUUGCAAGUGUGCAGGAUCAAGAUAAAAAACUUCAAGACUUGUGGAGAACAUGUCAGAAGUUGCCACCACAAAAUUUUGUUAACUUUAGAUAUUUGAUCAAGUUCCUUGCAAAGCUUGCUCAGACCAGCGAUGUGAAUAAAAUGACUCCCAGCAACAUUGCGAUUGUGUUAGGCCCUAACUUGUUAUGGGCCAAAAAUGAAGGAACACUUGCUGAAAUGGCAGCAGCCACAUCUGUCCAUGUGGUUGCGGUGAUUGAACCCAUCAUUCAGCAUGCCGACUGGUUCUUCCCUGAAGAGGUGGAAUUUAAUGUAUCGGAAGCAUUUGUACCUCUCACCACCCCGAAUUCUAAUCACUCAUUCCACACUGGAAACGACUCUGACUCGGGGACCCUGGAGAGGAAGCGGCCUGCUAGCAUGGCGGUGAUGGAAGGAGACUUGAUGAAGAAGGAAAGCUUUGGUGUGAAGCUUAUGGACUUCCAGGCCCACCGGCGGGGUGGCACUCUAAAUAGAAAGCACAUAUCCCCCGCUUUCCAGCCGCCACUUCCGCCCACAGAUGGCAGCACCGUGGUGCCCGCUGGCCCAGAGCCCCCUCCCCAGAGCUCUAGGGCUGAAAGCAGCUCUGGGGGUGGGACUGUCCCCUCCUCCGCGGGCAUACUGGAGCAGGGGCCGAGCCCAGGCGACGGCAGUCCUCCCAAACCGAAGGACCCUGUGUCUGCAGCUGCGCCAGCACCAGGGAGAAACAACAGUCAGAUAGCCUCUGGCCAAAACCAGGCCCAGGCAGCUGCCAGCUCCCACCAGCUCUCUGUGGGCCCACCUCACAAUGCUGCAGGGCCCAGCCCACAUACACUGCGCCGAGCUGUUAAAAAACCCGCUCCAGCACCCCCGAAACCGGGCAACCCACCUCCUGGCCACCCCGGGGGCCAGAGUUCUUCAGGAACAUCUCAGCAUCCACCCAGUCUGUCACCAAAGCCACCCACCCGAAGCCCCUCUCCUCCCACCCAGCACACGGGCCAGCCUCCAGGGCAGCCCUCCGCCCCCUCCCAGCUCUCAGCACCCCGGAGGUACUCCAGCAGCCUGUCUCCAAUCCAAGCUCCCAAUCACCCGCCGCCACAGCCCCCUACGCAGGCCACGCCACUGAUGCACACCAAACCCAAUAGCCAGGGCCCUCCCAACCCCAUGGCAUUGCCCAGUGAGCAUGGACUUGAGCAGCCAUCUCACACCCCUCCCCAGACUCCAACGCCCCCCAGUACUCCGCCCCUAGGAAAACAGAACCCCAGUCUGCCAGCUCCUCAGACCCUGGCAGGGGGUAACUCUGAGACUGCACAGCCACAUGCUGGAACCUUACCGAGACCGAGACCAGUACCAAAGCCAAGGAACCGGCCCAGCGUGCCCCCACCCCCCCAACCUCCUGGUGUCCACUCAGCUGGGGACGGCAGCCUCACCAACACAGCACCAACAGCUUCCAAGAUAGUAACAGACUCCAAUUCCAGGGUUUCAGAACCACAUCGCAGCAUCUUUCCUGAAAUGCACUCAGACUCAGCCAGCAAAGACGUGCCUGGCCGCAUCCUGCUGGAUAUAGACAAUGAUACCGAGAGCACUGCCCUGUGAAGAAAGCCCUCUCCCAGCCCUCCACCCUUUCCACCCUGGUGAGUGGAGCAGGGGCAGGCGAACCUCUUCCUUUGCAGACCAAACAGUGAAAAGCUUUCAGUGGAGGACAAAGGAGGGCCUCACUGUGCGGGACCUGCCUUCUGCACGGCCCAAGGAGAACCACUAAAGCUGAAUGACCUGUCUUGAAGAAGUUGGCUUUCUUUACAUGGGAAGGAAAUCAUGCCAAAAAAAUCCAAAACAAAGAAAUACCUGGAGUGGAGAGAGUAUUCCUGCUGAAAUGCGCAUAGGAAGCUUUUGUCCCUGCUGUUAAUGCAGGCAGCACCUACAGCAACUUGGAAUGAGUAAGAAGCAGUGCGUUAACUAUCUAUUUAAUAAAAUGCGCUCAUUAUGCAAGUCGCCUACUCUCUGCUACCUGGACAUUCAUUCUUAUGUAUUAGGAGGGAGGCUGCUCUCCUUCAGACUUGCUGCAGAAUCAUUUUGUAUCAUGUAUGGUCUGUGUCUCCCCAGUCCCCUCAGAACCAUGCCCAUGGAUGGUGACUGCUGGCUCUGUCACCUUGUCAAACUGGAUGUGACCCAUGCCGCCUUGUUGGAUUGUCGGAAUGUAGACAGAAAUAUACUGUUCUUUUUUUUUUUUAAACAAUGUAAUUGCUACUUGAUAAGGACCGAACAUUAUUCUAGUUUCAUGUUUAAUUUGAAUUAAAUAUAUUCUGUGGUUUAUAUGAAAACUUCA
This is a messenger RNA of Nomascus leucogenys (northern white-cheeked gibbon), 3731 nucleotides long. It is a transcript of the gene ARHGAP17, whose product is annotated as Rho GTPase activating protein 17. The record is from RefSeq and is a predicted model, not a curated record. Gene Ontology annotation, biological process: regulation of Rac protein signal transduction; positive regulation of GTPase activity; signal transduction. Gene Ontology annotation, molecular function: GTPase activator activity; protein binding. Gene Ontology annotation, cellular component: intracellular anatomical structure; cytoplasm; cytosol. NCBI's taxonomy places the organism in Eukaryota, Metazoa, Chordata, Mammalia, Primates, Hylobatidae.